Messenger RNA from Corythoichthys intestinalis (scribbled pipefish), 9037 nucleotides. RefSeq names its product hepatocyte nuclear factor 4-alpha. The record is from RefSeq and is a predicted model, not a curated record. Gene Ontology annotation, molecular function: nuclear receptor activity; zinc ion binding; RNA polymerase II cis-regulatory region sequence-specific DNA binding. The transcript is spliced from 10 exons. Gene Ontology annotation, biological process: cell differentiation; anatomical structure development; positive regulation of transcription by RNA polymerase II. NCBI's taxonomy places the organism in Eukaryota, Metazoa, Chordata, Actinopteri, Syngnathiformes, Syngnathidae. Bases 67 to 1431 code for a protein of 454 amino acids.
AGCUCCCUGGAUGAGUCUUUCUUCCCGUCGUACUGUCAGGUAGUUAAGCCAAUCGCUCGGGCAGACAUGGACAUGGCAGACUACAGCGAGGCCUUGGACCCGGCGUACACAACGCUGGAGUUUGAAAACAUGCACGUGCUAGCCAUGGGCGCAGACUCCUCGCCGGCUGAGAGCGCCAACAUGAGCGGCGGCGGGCACCUGACGGCGGGCAGCCUGUGCGCCAUCUGCGGGGACAGAGCCACGGGCAAGCACUACGGGGCGUCCAGCUGUGACGGCUGCAAAGGCUUCUUUCGCCGAAGCGUCCGCAAAAAUCACAUGUACUCCUGCAGGUUCAACAGACAAUGCAUCGUGGACAAAGACAAGCGGAAUCAAUGUCGAUACUGCAGACUGAAGAAAUGCUUCAGGGCCGGCAUGAAGAAAGAAGCCGUGCAGAACGAAAGAGACCGAAUCAGCACCAGGAGAUCCAGCUACGAAGACAGCAGUUUACCCUCCAUUAACGCGCUGAUCCAAGCCGACGUGCUAUCAAGACAGAUCUCGUCCCCCGCUCCCAUCUUAAAUGGGGACGUCCGCACCAAGAAGAUCGCCGCCAUCACGGACGUGUGCGAGUCCAUGAAACAGCAGCUUCUGGUACUGGUGGAGUGGGCCAAGUACAUCCCGGCCUUCUGUGACCUGCCCCUGGAUGACCAGGUGGCGUUGCUCCGAGCUCACGCCGGAGAACAUCUCUUGCUCGGUGCCGCAAAGAGGUCCAUGCUUUUCAAAGAUAUACUCUUAUUAGGGAACGAUCACAUCAUCCCCAGGAACUGCCCGGAGUUAGAGGUAGGCCGGGUGGCUGUAAGAAUCCUGGACGAGCUGGUGCUUCCCUUCCAAGAGCUUCAAAUCGAUGACAACGAAUAUGCGUGCUUGAAGGCCAUCGUCUUCUUUGACCCAGACGCAAAAGGUCUGAGCGACCCCGCCAAAAUCAAACGGAUGCGAUAUCAAGUCCAGGUCAGCCUGGAGGACUACAUCAACGACCGGCAGUACGACUCUCGCGGGCGAUUCGGGGAGCUGCUCCUCUUGUUGCCGACCCUACAGAGCAUCACUUGGCAGAUGAUUGAACAAAUCCAGUUCGUCAAACUUUUCGGCAUGGCCAAGAUUGACAAUCUUCUACAAGAAAUGCUUCUGGGAGGCUCUGCCAACGAAGCGCCGCACGCACCUCAUUCCCUUCACCCUCACCUGGUUCAGGAGCACCUCAGCAGCAACGUGAUUGUUGCGAGCAACAUGCCCACGCCCAUCCAUAACGGACAAAUCUCCACUCCUGAAACCCCGAUACCGUCACCUCCUACAUCAUCUGGCUCAGAACAUUACAAAAUAACUCAAGGAGUCAUAGCCACCGUCCCCAAGCAGCCCACCUCCAUUCCUCAGCCCACUAUUACCAAGCAAGAAGCCAUCUGAUGACCUUCGCCAUUUCCCCCCCCCAAAUAAACAGCUUGAAAGCUGUCAGCUUGACUGAAAAAUAAUGUAAAGUAGCAACCAUUAAGUGCCUUCAGAGUACGUAAUUACCGUAUUUUCCGGUCUAUACGCCGCACUUUUUUAAAUACUUUGACUGAACGUGCGACCUACACUAAGGUGCGACUUAUAUAAUAUCAAAAUAUAAUAUAAUUUGACAUCUUCUGAAAUGCUAUACUGGUCGACCAUAGAGUAAACGUUACCCUGCAAAGUGCCACGAGAGGGCGCUCUUGGCUCGCGGUUUAGAAGCCAAAAAUGUUAGUGUGCUGAUAUGGACAUAGAAUAGUGCCAAAAGAAGUGAGGUUGUAAAAUGAAAAUUAUCCCUGUAAAAUGACCAAUUUUAACUAAAAAACACUUGUAUUUCCAAAAUUUGCGUUGUAAAAUAAACAUUGAAAAAAAUCAAAGGAAUAAAUUGUUCUACAAGUUGUUUUUUUCUGUUUGCAAGUAUUUUUUUUUUUUGUUCUACAGGUGUUUUUUCUUCACUACGGGUUAAAAAUUACCAACUACAAGUGCACAAGUUUUGUCACAUUCUUUGUCUUUUUUUGACCACGACUUGGAAUGAUAUUUAUGUGUUUGUGUUUUACAACAGAUUAUUUCGAUGUACAAGUAGUCUUUUUCGUCUGUGGUUACAAGUGACUUUUGUCUCUAAAAACUAGGGUUGGGAAUCUCUGGCAUGAAGCCGAUUUGAUAUGUAUCUAGAUACACAGGUUACGAUUCGAUUAAAAAAUGAUACAUUCUUAAGGCUGAGCGAUUCGAUACGAUUCGAUACAGUUUAAGAACGAUACGGUUCGAUACAGAGUGAAAACGAUACGAUAGUAAACAUUUGUUGUGUGUGUUCGUACAGUAUUUUAAACAUAUAAAAAAGACCACAUUUCUAAUAGCAAAAUUAAACAACAUUUCAUACCAAUGUUAUGUUUUAUUUUUUUAUGGAAAAAAAAAAAAAGCUUACUAUAUGACCGUCAUUUUGUUGGAUGGGAUUUAUAAUAAAAUAAAACUCCAGUGACAGACAACAAUAAAGUGCAGUAAUUUAAUUAAUGUAUUUCCUGGUGUUUUGAACAAAAAAUAUUAGUUAUAUGCAGCAGCUCUACGAAAAAAAAAAAAAAAAGAAUUAAGCCUGCUAGUGUUAUCAUAAAUAAAUAAUAAAUUAUGCUUUACCACUGGUAUAACUGGGGGAAUAAAAACAUGGCAUUUUAGACGGACAGGUCUAUAAUCAUUACUUUAACCUUAUACACAACAAAGUCAUUCACUUAUUCCUGUGCUUCCACAUUUUUUUUAUUCCUCAUGACUGUCUAUAUCUUUUUUGAAGGGCAGAUUUUUCUUAAGGAAGAUCAACUGAUCCACAUGAUCAUGUUUAAGUGGACUGCGUUUCGUGGAAACAAUAUUCCGCCCUUUCCACCAUUGUAGUGGGUUAUUUUUCAGGGUUAAUAACUCACGAUGUCUGUACCGCUUCACACUUGCUCUGUCCCAUUCGAACAGAUCUGGCUGCCUUCGUCACUUCAAAGACCGACUUUAGUUUUCCUGGGUGCGUUGAAAAUCAAUCGCAAACUGUCCAUUGUUUUAGCAUGUUGCUUCGUUGCCACUACUAGUUUCGUUUUGGGCUGUGAAGAAAACGUUACGUAGCGGGGCGUUACAGUGGUUUUGUUAGCUCUCGCGUUGUUAUGAUACGCCCGUGACGAUCGGGUAAUGACGGCGACUACCAGCGGUUCAGCCUAAAUGAAUGGGAAGUUAAAGCAACCACGACGGCGGUCACCAUCUAAGUGCGCUGUGUGGUGAAUGACUCAAGCGCAGCAUGUGAGGUAAAAGCUAAACUAUUAUCAUAUUAAACAAUGCAUUAAACUAGGCAUUAGAAACCGAUUCUUGUGCUCGUGAUAGCCUAAUUCUAUCUCUACUAUCGGUUUAUUGAAUAUUUAAUAGCUAAUUACUGUCGAAUGGUAACUUUACUAUCGAUACAGCUGUAUCUCUCACCUGUAAAACCGGAUAUCCGGUCGUAUCGGUUUAUCAUUCUCAAGCUUACUAAAAAUGCGACAAGGGGGAGACAAAACUCGUGAGGUUGUAACCUGUAGCAAAGAAAAAAACACCCGUAGAACAAAAAAAUCACUUGUAAAUGGAAAAAAAAACACUUGUAGAAAUUUUUUUUUACAUUGUGUUUUUUUCAUGUUUAUUUCACAAGGCAAAAUUUGGAAAUACAAGUUGUUUUUUUUGUUUUACAAGUAAAAAAUUUGUCAUUUUACAGGUAUUUUUUAAUUUUAAAACUAGGUUACGAGUAUCUUUUGUGGCUCAUAAAACCCGACAAGAAUGUGACAAAACUUGUGCACUUGUAAUUGGUAAUUUUGAACCCGUAGUGAAAAAAAAACACCUGUAGAACAAAACAAAACAAUAAAACUUGCAAACAGAAAAAAACAACUUGUAGAACAAUUUAUUCCUUCAAGUUUUUUUCAUGUUUAUUUUACAACGCAAAAUUUGGAAAUACAAGUGGUUUUUUUCAGUUAAAAUUGGUCAUUUUACAGGGAUAAUUUUCAUUUGACAACCUCACUUCUUUUGGCACUAUUCUAUCUCCAUAUGCUGACACUAUUGACUAUACAGUAUUCAGAGGUGGGUAGAGGAGCCAAAAGUUUGACUCAACUAAGAGUAGCGUUUACUUUAAAACAAUAUCACUCAAGUAAAAGUAAAUGUAGUCAUCCAAAAAAAGUGUACUUAAAAAAAAAAAAAAAUCGGUAAAAAGAAUUCUCAAGUAAUGAGUAACAAUCUGAUUAACUCCUUACAUUGUGAUUUUUUUUUUUAAAACAAUUGCAUAGUUUUUCUUAGCAGGACGUCAAUGUGAACAGUUUUUACUAGGGCUGUCAAACGAUUAAAAUUUUUAAUCGAGUUAAUUACAGCUUAAGAAUUAAUUAAUCAUAAUUAAUCGCAAUUAAUCGUAAUUCAAACCAUCUAUAAAAUAUGCCAUAUUUUUCUGUAAAUUAUAUAUAUAUUCUGUCAAAUAAAUUGUUGGAAUAGAAAGAUAAGACACAAGAUGGAUAUAUACAUUCAACAUACGGUACAUAAGGACUGUAUUUGUUUAUUAUAACAAUAAAUCAACAAGAUGGCAUUAACAUUAUUAACAUUCUGUUAAAGUGAUCCAUGGAUAGAAAGACUUGUAGUUCUUAAAAGAUAAAUGUUAGUACAAGUUAUAGAAAUUUUAUAUUAAAACCCUCUUAAUGUUUUCGUUUUAAUAAAAUUUGUAAAAUUUUCAAUCAAAAAAUAAACUAGUAGCCCGCCAUUGUUGAUGUCAAUAAUUACUUACACAAUGCUCAUGGGUGCUGAAGCCUAUAAAAUCAGUCGCACCCAAGCGCCAGCAGAGGGCGGCAAAACUCCAUAAAACACAAUUAACAAGUGGGCAUUUCACUCUACUGACAUUUAAAUCUGUCUGAGCGGGACAUGUGCGUUAAUUGCGUCAAAUAUUUUAAUUAAUAUUUUGGGUAACUUAAAAAAUUAAUUACCGCCCGUUAACGCGAUCAUUUUGACAGCCCUAGUUUUUAGUAUAAUGUACUAUAACCCAUGACAUGACCAUAGUAGGCCAAAAAAUACGCAAAAAUCAGUGAAUUCCGACAAGACAAAUUUGAACAUUACCAGUCCAAAGAGCAUGGGUGCCCUCUAGUGGACAAAAAACAUUUCCUACCAUGAAAUUAAAAACCGAGAGAGAGGUUGAAAUCAACGCUUUCGAGUGAUGUUAACGCUCAUUGUAGAAUCCAGAUAGUCCCCGGGUUACGAACGACCUCUGUUCCUACACUGGCUACAUAACCCAGCUUUCCGCGUAAACUGGAAUUACUCUUUUAAAUACCCCCUAAAUCUCAAAAUAACCAUCCAAAAAUAUGUAUUAUGCGUCAUUGUGCCCUCCUCGCCAAGACGCUGGUUCUAAAUCCUAGCUAGCUAACGAGCUAAGCUCCGAAAUGACGAUGUCACACAUUCGUGUGGUUUGCUGACUUUAUUCAGCUGUUAAUGACAUCAACACUUGCAGAAUGAAGCUAAACUAAAAAUGAAAUUAAAUCAGUUUCUUCUUCAGUUACUGCAAUUUCAAUUUGCGUUUAUAACUAGCUGCUCAUACAGCAAUAACAAUCCACAUAAACGAUUAGCAUGUACCAGUUAGCGUCCGCACAUCAUCAAAAACAAUCACUUAAACUCGCCCCAAGUAUUCCACCACAAUUGAAAACGUACAUUAUACAGCACAAAAUGUGUUAUAUACAACUUUGCCUCUGUGGAUGCUACACAAGCAAAAAAUGUGAGCGCAGCCUUGAAGCUGUAAUCUAUCCCCUCUUUCUCACUCGGCUGUGCGACUUCGUGUGUGCGCACGUGCUCUUUCUCUUCGUGUACGCAAAUACGUUCUUUGUGCUACCUGCUCUAAAAAAAUGACCGAAGACAAAAUAGCGGGCGAGACUCUGGCGUGUAAUAUUGAAGUCCUGUAAGUCGGGUACGUCGUAACCCGAGGACUACCUGUUGUCAAUUUUUUUAGGGCGCUUUCAAGACACCACGUGAGUGAACACGCCGGCGUGAUCAUAGGACUUCCAAAUCCGCAAGUUUGUGUGUGGUCAUGUGACUCUAUUGUCAUAUCUUAUUGGUAUGAUGAAGUCACGUGAUCAUUGUUGUGACGUCUUGGAUCAAUUAGAUUGAACAAUGAUGAAAUUUCUAGGGGUACUGUGGGCAAAGUAAAAUCCGAUAUAUAAAAUAAAGAGGAAAAACUAGUGUAGCCCAAAGUAGCGGAGUAAGAGUAGCAUUUCUUCAUCAUAAAUUUACCCUAGUGAAAAGUAUAGCAUGGUAAAACUACUCUUAAAAGUACAUUUUUCUCAAAAAGUUACUCAAGUAUAUGUAACAGGGAUAACUCAACACGUUACUACUACCCACCUCUGAUAUGAUGAAACGACUAUGAAUUAAUGAACGACUAUAUGAUAAUGAUUACACAGGAUUACCCAUUUGGUGCAGUUUUGUUUAUUUCAUGAAGUUAUAUGUACGUUUUUGUUUUAUUUUUUUUGGUUUUGCAUGCCUCAAGUCUACUCGGCCUCAGCCAGCAGUGCUUCUGACUUUAUUGUACUUGACAACAGUGUAUUUUUCAUGCAUUCUUUUGUUUAUUUCUAACAAUAGCUGCUGCAAAGAGGUCUGCGAACUUGUUUUUUAAAAAUGGAAAUCAAGCUGGAGUUGUAGUCGUCCUGACUGUUUUUGACAAGCGUUCAGAGGUUACACAACGUAGGUACAUAAAUCUGGACAGUCCUAAAUUGUCUCCGGAGCUAUGCGAAGGAAGAUAUGUGGCCUGAACGGAAGAUACACAGAAUGUUUUGGAGGCUAGCUAGACGACAACUCUCUGGAAGCUAAUGCGGAGAAUAGAAAGCUGCUACAGCUAAGCUAACAAAGAAAAGGAAGAUAUGUGGCCUGAGCGGAGAAUAAAAGAUAUACGAAACAUUUUGGAGGCUUGCUGGACGACAACUUGGUCACUGGAAGCUAAUAUGGAGAAUAGGCAGCCUCUAAAGCUAAGCUAAGCUAAGCUAAGAUAAUGAAGAUAAGGAAUAUAUGUGACCUGAACAUUGAACAGAAGAUACACAAAACAUUGUGAAGGUUAGCUUAACAACAGUUUAGUCACUGGAAACUAGUAACCAAAGUCAGAAGCUAAUGUAGAGAAUGGAAAGCCUAUACAGCUAAGCUAAGCUAACGGGCCCGCCGGUGAGCUGAGUAUUAGCCAAAACCGUGAGUAAAAGUCUUUGUGCGUGCUAUGAAAGUAAAAAAAAACUGACAAAGUGGCUGUUCUUGAGCUGAAGUGCUGCAACGUAGUAACUCGCUAAGCUAAAGAGUGCUUAUGUUAGCACUAGCAGCAGUGCUGUAUUUAUUCCUGACUGUCAAUGUCGUGGUUUUGGCAACUAUUCAAUAUGCUUGAACUGAUUUUUUUGUUGCUGAAGUAAUACUAGUGACUACAUUUGAGCUACUUGACAAAAAAUGGCAGACAAAAUACAGUAGGCUACAUUUUCCUCCCAAAAUUCGACUUAUGGUGCGGUGCGAUUUAACUAUGUUUUUAUUUGCUUGGCGCACGUGAAGGAAGAUAUGUGGCCUGAACAGAAGAUACAUGGAAUGUUUUGGAGGCUAGCUGGAUGACAACUUGGUACCUGGAAGCUAAUGCUAAGAAUAGAAAGUUGCUACAGUAAAGAUAAGCUAACAAGCCCUUCGGUAAGCUGAGUACUAACUAAAACCGUGAGUAAUAGAUUCUGCGUGCUAGGAAUGUCGAAGAAACUUGACAAAGUACCCGUUGUUGAGCUGAAGUGCUCCAACGUAUUAGCUUGCUAAGCUAAAGGGCGCUUAUGUUAGCACUAGCAGCAGCACUGUUAUUCCUGAUAGUCAAUGUCAUGGAUUUGGCAACUAUUCAAUAUGCUUGAACUGAUUUUUUUGUUGCUGAAGUAAUACUAGUGACUACAUUUGAGCUACUUGACAAAAAAUGGCAGACAAAAUACAGUAGGCUACAUUUUCCUCCCAAAAUUCGACUUAUAGUGCGGUGCGAUUUAACUAUGUUUUUAUUUGCUUGGCGCACGUGAAGGAAGAUAUGUGGCCUGAACAGAAGAUACACGGAAUGUUUUGGAGGCUAGCUGGAUGACAACUUGGUACCUGGAAGCUAAUGCUAAGAAUAGAAGGUUGCUACAGUAAAGAUAAGCUAACAAGCCCUUCGGUAAGCUGAGUAAUAACUAAAACCGUGAGUAAUAGAUUGUGCGUGGUACGAAUGUCGAAGAAAACUGACAAAGUACCCGUUUUUGAGCUGAAGUGCUCCAACGUAUUAGCUUGCUAAGCUAAAGGGCGCUUAUGUUAGCACUAGCAGCAGCACUGUUAUUCCUGAUAGUCAAUGUCAUGGCUUUGGCAACUUCUCAAUUCUUUUGAACUAAUCUUGACUGCAUUUGAGCUACUUGGCGACAAAUGGCGUACAACAUGAGCUACAUUUUCCUCCCCAAAUUCGACUGAUCCAUGUUUUUUUCUUUGACCUUUUUUUUUUGACGAGUUUGACUGUCGAGCGACCUAUAGACCGGAAAAUACAAUGCGUGAUUCUUUUUUUUUUUUUUUUUUUUAGUCCACUGCUGUGUAACACCAGAAGUGAAACAAAAAGACUUGUUUUGUUAGUUUCCUCAUUGGCUGCCAUUGACGGUGAUGGAUGUCGACUCAGGGGCCGGCAGCGAGCGAAUGAGUUAAAUGGCCAGCGUGUGGCGGGAAAGCUCAUGUUCGACAUGGCAACAGGACCAUGUCAGUAUUUUAUGAAUGUUACAGGGCUUGCAUUCUGUUUAGUGCUUUGUUUGUCUUUUUUAUAUUUCAGGUUCCUCUGUGAUUUAAAAAAAAAAAAGAUUGCUGGACCAAGUCAUGUGUUCACAACCACUUUUUCAUAAGCGGGUACACUGAGGGGGUUCUCCAAUUUCAGUCUAAAUAUGUAUAUUUUGUUUUUAGUACUUUCAUUUCAUGUUGGAACUUAACGCAAAUGUGCCUUGUGACCUGUACUGUUUUAAAAGCCGUACAAUGUGAAGCUGAACCAAUAAAUCGAGGUCUCUUUUCAAAAUUGCGU